This is a messenger RNA of Pipra filicauda (Wire-tailed manakin), 1409 nucleotides long. RefSeq names its product ubiquitin recognition factor in ER associated degradation 1 (gene UFD1). Gene Ontology annotation, molecular function: polyubiquitin modification-dependent protein binding. The coding region runs from base 105 to 1133 and encodes 342 amino acids. Gene Ontology annotation, cellular component: VCP-NPL4-UFD1 AAA ATPase complex. The record is from RefSeq and is a predicted model, not a curated record. The transcript is spliced from 12 exons. Lineage: Eukaryota; Metazoa; Chordata; Aves; Passeriformes; Pipridae.
GGCCGCAACAACGUUCGAUGACCCAGAGGGGGCUCGGGGAGCAGAAGAGCCCCGUACGAUGCCGCCUCUGAGGUGUGGGAUCCCGCCUUCCGCCCUCACAGGCCAUGGCGGCGCGGGCGGCGCGGGGCACGCCGGGAGGGGCGGGGCGGGCCCGCACAGCCCGUGAGGUGGAGCAGCGGCCCCGGCCCGGCCCGACCCGGCGGCCCGAGGGAGCCCCGGCGCCGGCACCGCCGCCAUGUUCUCGUUUAAUAUGUUCGACCACCCCAUCCCCCGCGUGUUCCAGAACCGCUUCUCCACCCAGUACCGCUGCUUCUCGGUGUCCAUGCUGGCCGGGCCUAAUGACAGUAAUUAUGCCACCAUCGGCUUUGGAUCAACUCAGCCGCCUGAACAUCACUUACCCCAUGCUGUUCAAGCUGACCAACAAGAACUCGGACCGCAUGACGCACUGCGGCGUGCUCGAGUUCGUGGCUGACGAGGGCAUUUGUUACCUGCCACACUGGAUGAUGCAGAACUUGCUGCUGGAAGAAGGAGGCCUGGUGCAAGUGGAGAGUGUUAAUCUGCAGGUUGCUACUUACUCAAAAUUUCAGCCACAGAGUCCAGAUUUUCUUGACAUCACCAAUCCCAAAGCUGUAUUAGAAAAUGCAUUGAGAAACUUUGCCUGUCUGACGACUGGGGAUGUUAUUGCCAUCAACUACAAUGAAAAGAUCUACGAGCUGCGGGUGAUGGAGACCAAACCGGAUAAGGCCGUGUCCAUCAUCGAGUGUGACAUGAAUGUGGAUUUUGAUGCUCCUUUGGGGUACAAAGAACCAGAAAGAAGUGCACAACACGAAGAGAGCACAGAUGUGGAAGCAGACCAUAGUGGAUAUGUGAGUGACAUAGGAUUUCGUGCAUUCUCCGGUUCUGGGAACAGACUGGAUGGCAAGAAGAAAGGUGUGGAGCCUAGUCCCUCACCAAUUAAACCAGGAGACAUCCGAAGAGGAAUUCCCAACUAUGACUUCAAGAUUGGUAGAAUCACAUUCAUUAGAAACUCACGUCCGCUGGUAAAGAAAGUCGAAGAGGAUGAAUCUGGAAGCCGGUUUAUUGCCUUUUCAGGAGAAGGCCAGUCCCUGCGCAAAAAGGGAAGGAAGCCCUAGGCUGUGGUACCUUCAGUUAGUUAGGAGGAAAAUAAAGUAACAGUUGCAGCAUAUUGGAUCUUAGUUAUUGCAGUUGAGAGGAGAGAUCGUUUUGCAACAUAGGAACCCUCUUACUGGUUUUGGUUUCAUGUUUAAAACCGGAGCUGUCAGACUGUCUUAAUUUUCAGUUGAAAAUUGAGUCCUGGGAAUUUGGAAGGAGCUUUUUGUAUGUGUUGUAAAGAGGUGAAUGUCGAUCUCUGAUCAACCUGAGAAGUAAAACUAACAAGCUCUACUUUA